UAUUGAGAGACUGAAAAUUAAUAUUUUGAUUUAGUUGAAACUCUCCUCUAUUAUUCAUACUUGAUAAAAAAAAUUAUUGUCACCAAAUUUUUUUUGGAAUUUGAGAUGUCAUCUACUACAAGAGGCCAGUUAAUGUCUGCAAUUUUCGAAAAUGAUACUAAAAAGUGUAAAAAAUUAUUAAAAUCAGCAAACAUGUUACGACUUCCCAUUCUUCAUGGUGAAUAUAAUAUUCUUAAAAUGGCGGUGAGGCGCAAACGUGUAAAACUGGCUGAAUUAUUGGCAAAAAAUUGCAUUCAAAUAAGACACCAAAAAUUGGAUCGUUCUUCGAACACCCUACUCUAUGAUGUUAUUCAAUUAGGGCAGCUUAAAGUUGUUAGAAUACUUGUAGGUAGAGGUGCUGAUGUAAAUGCAAGUAUCAGAAAUGGGAUGACUCCUCUUCACGUUGCAGCGAAACAUGGACAUCUCAAGAUUAUGGAUUUUCUUAUAAGUAAUGGUGCACAUGUGAAUGCAAGAUGUACAGGACCUUAUAAUGGUGGAUAUACGCCACUACACUUCACUUGCGAAUUGAAUAAUCUUAAGUGUGCGAAAUUAUUACUCAAACAUAAUGCUUCUGUUAUUCCAACAAACGUUGAUGAUAUUAAUCCGAUUGAUAUUACGGUUGGUUGUCUUUUUUUCAAAAUGACUCAAUUGUUAUUGAACUAUGGCGCAAGUAUGGCUGUUAAUAAAAAACUCGAUGGAUACCAGGAGUCUGAAAUAAGAUUUGCAGAUGAAAAUUUAACUUUAUUACACCACACAGUUAUAUGUCGUUCAUUACCUAUGGCGAAAUUAUUAUUAAAAUAUGGAGCAGAUGUAAAUAUUGUAAGUAAUGCUGGUGUAUCUCCAUUGUCGGAUGCCAUAAUGGACCAUAAUAUUCCAAUGGUUAAGCUCUUAUUAAACAACGGAGCUCUUGUGAGCUACGAUUUUAAUCAUAAAAUUGUAGUAACAAAUUGUCUAUUUUUUAACCGACUUGGUAUUCAUCCGUAUUAUUGAGCUAGCAGCAAGGGGUUCGACUGUUCGUUGAAUCUUCUCGGUUACUCUAUUAGGCGCGGAUUCAGAAAAAUUGUUAACUAUCUUCUGUAUCAUACCAAUUUCAAUUUCUAUAAUUUAAAUGAUGUGAUGGUAGAAUAUGCUGCUUUUGAUGAAAGGCAUAUACACCAAUUUCCAGAGAUUGCCAAUGACACAGAGUAUAUAACAAAACGCAAGCUCGAAUGUAAAGAACUUACUUACGACUUGAUAGCGGAAAAAUAUUCGAGACAUUUGAUAGGUUUGCCGUUGGACGACGAGCUAAGUUAUGCAGACCUUACCAGAAUUCCUACUGGGUUUGAAGUUACAAAGGAAGAACAUGAAGAUAGAAUUAAAAAAAUUAAAAACAAUAUUCAAGGAGUCGUGGAUGAAAUGAAACGUGAGAAAAUAGGUAACAGUAAUAUUACUUUUUUUCAUAUUUUAAUUUCUGAUAUAGACAAAAUAAUAAAGUUUGCAUCAAACGAAAACUUUAGAGCGUUAUGUAUCGAUGAUUACAAAGAAAAAUAUUUUAUAUACUUUACUAAGCUAAAAGGCAAAGUAAGUUAUGCUGUUAAAAAAAGCUUAUCGAUAGAAAAAUGUAAUAAGUUAAUUUAUUCUUUAUUUAAAAAUGUACUACCAUAUGACUGUU
Microplitis mediator is the source of this 1690-nucleotide messenger RNA. Its product is annotated as putative ankyrin repeat protein RF_0381. Gene Ontology annotation, molecular function: protein binding; transcription cis-regulatory region binding. The record is from RefSeq and is a predicted model, not a curated record. Gene Ontology annotation, cellular component: nucleus. Gene Ontology annotation, biological process: positive regulation of transcription by RNA polymerase II. Bases 106 to 1029 code for a protein of 307 amino acids. NCBI's taxonomy places the organism in Eukaryota, Metazoa, Arthropoda, Insecta, Hymenoptera, Braconidae. The transcript is spliced from 2 exons.